UAGGGAAGGCCAAACGCGCGCUUUGGCGCCUCUGUCUUCUUCUCCCCCUCUGUGCUCUUGCCCCCUCGGUGCGCGACCAUGUCUAGAGCCUUCCCCGAGUAGCCGUCAUCCCUCUGGAGCCCUUGCCCCCUCCGUCUUCUUCUCUGACGAGCCGUCACCCUCGCCGAGCAGUGCGUGGCCAUGAACGCGUCGUCUUCCUCAGCCGUGUCCUCUUCCUCCUCGUGUCCCCGAGCGUUUCUCGUCUGCGUGACCGUCUGCAGCUCGUCCACUUCCCCCUCGUAAUGUUCCCGUGCCUCCCCGUGACUUCUGUGGCCGGCAGAGCAUUGGCCGGAUCCCCGCGGCGACACCCAAGCUCAACUGCCUCGACCCGGCUGUAAAUAGCCACUCCCCUCGCCUCCCGAGCACUCCAAGCUCCUCCGCAUCCUCCCAGAAGCCUCCCCGAGCCCUUCAUUCGCCUCCAGAGCCUCUCUUCGCUCGCCAUUGCGGCCAUGGCCGCCGUGAAGCUCGGCUUCAAUACGAGCUAGCCGGUCAACCCCUCCACCCUCUGACCGCACCCGGAGCUCAUCCAAAGCCCAACGCACCUCCCCCUGCCGUCAACUCGUCGCCGGAGGCGCCCGUGCCCUCGCCCCCAAGAUCAACCGCCGCCGCUGAGCUCUCUAACUCCAUAGCCACCGCGGUCGGAGGCCUCCCCUGCACCUUCUCUCCCUCUGAAUGGAGUCAGCACUCCACCCUGACCCCACCGGUGCCAUUCCCUCCUCCGGAGACGACCUGACCCGUGAGCCCCAACGUCGGUUCCCCUUCCGUGUUCGCCGACGCUGCCAUCGCCUCGUCCUCUCCCCGGCACGCGUGAACCCCCUGGUCGGGUGCGUCGCCGUCUUCCGCACCCUCCGGUGGACGGAGCUCGGCCGGAGCCCACCAGAGCCGGCCGGGACUUCGCCGGCCAAGCCCAGCCGCGCCUCUGCCACGCCCCGCUCUCUGUUUCUGUCGGGCGCGAGCGAGAAGGAGCGGGAGGAGAGAGAAAGGAGUCAGACCCUCCCAUCAGCCACACGCGCCACCAUCCCCACCACUGUCCACGUGGAUAAGUGGAAGCAUACUUAUCCAAAAGUGCGUUUCCCCGAAGCGAAGGCGUGUUUCUUCUUAGUGCGCUUUCUGUUUAGUCACCAGGGGCCUGUUUGUAGAGAUUAUUUUUACAGAUUGGUCCCUGAACUUCGUCGGGCUAUAACAUUUUUCUCGAGACUCCGAAUGAAGUGAAACCAACGCCCAUGUCUUCGUCUCGUCGAGCCCGUUACAUUCCCAUCAUUUUCACUAUGGUUUGACAUACUGAAAAUGACCAUUUUGACCUUGCCCCUAAUCAGCCCCCUCCGAGAGAGAACCCUUUCCAGCGAUUCUUUCCGCGGCUACACCGCACAUCUUCCCGGAGCCUUCUUCAUCCCCAGGAAAGCCACAACCACCAUUUGCAUGAUAGCCAUGCAGUAGCCAUGGUUUUCAACUUAACACUACUAGGGAAAAGGCUAGCAGCAGCGCGGGUUUUAGAUGUAUCAGUAGUGCGGGGAUAGGCGCUACUAAUAAGGUGCUACAGCUAACACAUAGCAGUAGCGCGUGCUCACCGGCGCUACUACUACACAAGUGUAGCAGCAGCGCUAUUAGCAGAAGCUCGCCACUAAUAGUAGCUCUAGCGCGCUUUGCCUGAACGCGCUACUGCUAUCGCGGCACUGCCGCUAACUUUUAAACACUCGCUACUGCUAAUUUAAGUAGUUUUUUUGUUUUUUUCGGCAU
Molecule: messenger RNA, 1776 nt
Organism: Triticum aestivum (bread wheat)
Lineage: Eukaryota; Viridiplantae; Streptophyta; Magnoliopsida; Poales; Poaceae
Exons: 2
Coding region: 712-1251 (179 amino acids)
Source: RefSeq, a predicted model, not a curated record